GUGUCUGAAAGCCCCGCCGCCGAGCGGAGGGCGGCCGCCGCAGUCGGCGCGCGAUUGCGGAUCCGGGCGCAGCCGGGAGCCGGGCGCCUGCGAGCACCGGGCAGAGGAGCCGCGACCGGCCUCCAUCUCCCGGCCCGCCCGAGCGCGCCCGGCCGGCCGCCCGCUCCUCCCUAGACCCCUCGCGGCGCCCCCUGCAACCCCCUCCGGCCGGCCUCCGCCUCCCUCCCCGAGCCUUUAAUACUCGCCCGCUGCGGCGGUCGCCGAGUCCGCGGACAUGUCCUUCCCGCAGCUGGGAUACCCGCAGUACCUGAGCGCCGCGGGGCCGGGCGCCUACGGCGGCGAGCGCCCGGGGGUGCUGGCCGCGGCCGCUGCGGCGGCUGCCGCCGCCUCGUCGGGCCGACCGGGGGCCGCGGAGCUGGGCGGCGGGGCAGGCGCGGCUGCAGUCACCUCGGUGCUGGGCAUGUACGCGGCGGCGGGGCCGUACGCGGGCGCGCCCAACUACAGCGCCUUCCUGCCCUACGCCGCGGAUCUCAGCCUCUUCUCGCAGAUGGGCUCGCAGUAUGAACUGAAGGACAACCCUGGGGUGCACCCCGCCACCUUCGCAGCCCACACGGCGCCGGCUUAUUACCCCUACGGCCAGUUCCAAUACGGGGACCCCGGGCGGCCCAAGAACGCCACCCGCGAGAGCACCAGCACGCUCAAGGCCUGGCUCAACGAGCACCGCAAGAAUCCCUACCCCACCAAGGGCGAGAAGAUCAUGCUGGCCAUCAUCACCAAGAUGACCCUCACGCAGGUCUCCACCUGGUUCGCCAACGCGCGCCGGCGCCUCAAGAAGGAGAACAAGGUGACAUGGGGAGCGCGCAGCAAGGACCAGGAAGAUGGAGCGCUCUUCGGCAGCGACACCGAGGGCGACCCGGAGAAGGCCGAGGACGACGAGGAGAUCGACCUGGAAAGCAUCGACAUUGACAAGAUCGACGAGCACGAUGGCGACCAGAGCAACGAGGAUGACGAGGACAAGGCCGAGGCUCCGCAUGCGCCCGCAGCCCCUUCUGCUCUUGCCCGGGACCAAGGCUCGCCGCUGGCAGCAGCCGACGUUCUCAAGCCCCAGGACUCGCCCUUGGGCCUGGCAAAGGAGGCCCCAGAGCCGGGCAGCACGCGCCUGCUGAGCCCCGGCGCUGCAGCGGGCGGCCUGCAGGGUGCGCCGCACGGCAAGCCCAAGAUCUGGUCGCUGGCGGAGACAGCCACGAGCCCCGACGGUGCGCCCAAGGCUUCGCCACCACCACCCGCGGGCCACCCCGGCGCGCACGGGCCCUCCGCCGGGGCGCCGCUGCAACACCCCGCCUUCCUGCCUAGCCACGGACUGUACACCUGCCACAUCGGCAAGUUCUCCAACUGGACCAACAGCGCAUUCCUCGCACAGGGCUCCCUGCUCAACAUGCGCUCCUUCCUGGGCGUUGGCGCUCCCCACGCCGCGCCCCAUGGCCCUCACCUUCCUGCACCUCCACCACCGCAGCCGCCGGUCGCCAUUGCCCCGGGGGCACUCAACGGAGACAAGGCCUCGGUCCGCAGCAGCCCCACGCUCCCAGAGAGAGACCUCGUCCCCAGGCCAGAUUCGCCGGCACAGCAGUUAAAGUCGCCCUUCCAGCCGGUACGCGACAACUCUCUGGCCCCGCAGGAGGGAACGCCGCGGAUCCUAGCAGCCCUCCCGUCCGCCUGAUUAAGGGUCUUCUUUUACUUUUGCGGGGGGGAGGGGGGAGGAGUUGGGGAGGGAGGGAAUGUGGGAGGAAUUAAGACAAAUAUUUCAGACUGGUGUAAAGGACAAAUAUGACAACGACGUCAAGGACUCCCAUCCAUCGCUUUCUGCAGAAAGGGGCUUGUUCGGUCCCGAGCUCGCGUCCAGGUGGCCAGGCCUCUGCCGGCGGCUCCAGUGGCUGCGAUUAUCGGGUUCGGUAAAUGCCCCCACGUGCUUGUGUCUCUUUCCCCCCUUUUCUGUAUAUAGAGUGAUUUCAGAUUGUAAAUAGCGCGUCAGCGAACUUGUCUAAAUCAUAUAUUUUUGUCUAAUAAACUAAAUGAAAUGACACCCCCUCCCCGCU
Pan troglodytes (chimpanzee) is the source of this 2093-nucleotide messenger RNA. RefSeq names its product iroquois homeobox 1 (gene IRX1). NCBI's taxonomy places the organism in Eukaryota, Metazoa, Chordata, Mammalia, Primates, Hominidae. The transcript is spliced from 4 exons. Gene Ontology annotation, cellular component: nucleus. Gene Ontology annotation, biological process: regulation of transcription by RNA polymerase II; neuron differentiation; cell development. Gene Ontology annotation, molecular function: RNA polymerase II cis-regulatory region sequence-specific DNA binding; DNA-binding transcription factor activity, RNA polymerase II-specific. The coding region runs from base 275 to 1717 and encodes 480 amino acids. The record is from RefSeq and is a predicted model, not a curated record.